Armigeres subalbatus is the source of this 5946-nucleotide messenger RNA. RefSeq names its product sterile alpha motif domain-containing protein 5 (gene SKIP). Gene Ontology annotation, molecular function: protein binding. The coding region runs from base 2367 to 5732 and encodes 1121 amino acids. Lineage: Eukaryota; Metazoa; Arthropoda; Insecta; Diptera; Culicidae. The record is from RefSeq and is a predicted model, not a curated record. The transcript has 18 exons.
UUUACGUCAGCUCUUCGUUCGUGAAAGAUGAACUUGGUUCGUUGGUCCUCGCGCGCGCGUUUCUGAACUGACUUGGGGAAGGUUUUUUUGCUGUUACUAGAACAGAACUAUUCACGCACUCUGUCUGAGAAGACACUGGGCUCUGGUCCGCAUCCCAAGAAGGUGUUGUAUUCUGUUUUGUGGAGUUCUUGUGCUUUGGUAUUUCUGAAAAAUUGGACGACGUGGUUGUGUAGUGGUGCACGCAACAGCCACCGAACAGAAGAAGAGGCACACAGCAUCCAAACAUGAAAGGCUCCACAGCUUGAGAAGAUUUCCAGUUUUUAUUCGUCCGGUCGCUGACUGCUGUUAUUGUUAUUGUACCAAACCGAGCCAACAGAGCAGUUCACGGUGUUUUGGAUUUUCUGGCGAAGGUGCAUCUUAGUGAAAACAUGAGAAGAGUGCAUAAAAUUUGGUUGGUUUGACCGUGGUGUGACCCGAGAAUAGUUGCGGAUGAGGAAAAGACAGCACUAAAGUGAGGUGGUUAUUGUGGUUCCAACAAGAUUUGACUCAUAAUUUACAGUUAGGGCACACUAGAACAGUCGCGUCGAAGAAAUUGGAUUAACCUUCACUUGCUGGCUCGCACAUCCAACACAAGCAUGAGUUCGGCGGCACCGGUCGGUGGGCUUUGCACAAUGAGUGUAUGAGAAUGAGCACAAGAAGGAAAUGGAAAAGAUCGAUUCCGAGUUUUUGUCGUGUUUCGCAUCCAGGCUGAAACCAGGAAAACAAGUUCGGUGAGCCGGUGGUCGACGUCGUAUCGUACAUACAGCAAACGAGAGAAAGAAAGUGUAUUCCUAGUUUUGUUUUGACGAUAAUAAAGUGCCGCGAUUCGGGUUCAAAAGGUUGCCCACAAAAAUACAAAACAAACGUCGUUCGGUGCGCUUAUGUGACAUAAAUCAGACCCAGUAUGAGGUGCCCUCUGUAGCGAAGCGGAAGAUUAUCAAAGGGUUAGAUAAGGGGCUUAGCUGAGAAGUGAUCCAAGGUGAAAGGGCGAAAGUCAAGUGUGACGAGGCAGAAGUGAUACGAAGAUCUCUAGAAGCAGUCGCUGGUUCUUUCGUGUUUUUGCAUGCUCCCAUUGAAUCUUAUCGCACGGUAUCCAUUUGAGAACGGCUGCUGUGAGCAUCGACGGAGAUAGGAGCGAGUUCUGUUAUGUUGGUUUUGCCGUACGUGUAUUUCCGUCGCGUUUGAUUUAUAAGUCCCCAAUUUUGUUUCGUUUUCGGUGUCGGUGGAACCAUCAGUGGAGAAUCGAAAAUAAAAACGCCCGGCACUAUACCAAAUAAAAAAAAAUACAUAGUCCUCGGGAGAAGAGAGUAAAUCAAAGUGAAUCCGUUUAAAAGAGUUUUGUUUGUCCUGUGUUGUUUAAGUUCAUUUUUUGUAUUCAAUUGCGAAGUUUGUCGUACGCGACACAACAAGAAGAAGCAGCGAAAUUGAAUGUUAUUUUUAAAGUGAUUACGGAUUAUAUACAUGGGAAAGGUAGGGCAGCAGAAUAAGAAGUCCUUCCAUCCACCCGGUGCAGCAUAUAAAGGUGAAGCAAAAGGUGUACGCGUGAAAGUAUAAAUCGAUUUUCUGUCUGUGCAUUCAUUUGAAAUUUCCGGAACGGAGAAACUGCAUUCUUCAUUCGGAAUCGAAAGCAACGGCGAAGGUGACACAAAAAAAAUACACAGAACGAGGACAGACGCAGCUCAAGCGAUACGGCGAAGCCUGAGCAGGAUUUGAACCAUUAAAAUUGCAGAUUGUAUCGGGCCACAUCACCCAGCGUGACGUGCGGAGCAAUUUAGCCCCUCAUUGGGCGGCGAAUCUCAAACAAAGUGGUAUAAACAAACGGUUUAUGACUCUGCUUGCCGGCCUGCAACAAGAAAAAAAAAUCGCGACUCCGACGUCGACGACUAUAUGAAAUGUAAACAACGAAACCCUCCCGGAGGAUCCACAACCGCAGGACCACGACAGUAAUAAACUUUUUCUCCUGCAUGCUCCGGCUGCGAAUGGGAAGAGAAAAGAAUAGCUAUUAAACAAGUUGGGAAAAAAGUGAACCACCGCACGAUAUCUACCUUCGAGGAAGAAAAAAAAAACGAAGAAAAGAAAAGUGGAAAAAGUUUAUUGGUGGCAGCAUGUAGCGCGCCCUGAGGAAAUGGUCGACCAAAGGGGGCGGCGGCGAGCUACAGUUUUAAUUAAUCGUUAACUUUUUGCAUGGUAGAUCGUCGCGAAAGAGCGCCAAACUGUGAUAGCAGAUAAGUUAUCGGGGUCGUGUUGUGUUUACGGGAAGUUCUGGGAAGUGGUAAGGGCAUACGUACGUACGGACGACGGACGGACGGACGCAGCCCUUACUGAAGAUGGCGGUCAGCAACAUUGUUUGCGAGUGGCUGCGUGCUCUGGGGCUCGGCCAGUAUGCGGAGAGCUUCCUGGAUAACGGUUACGAUGAUUUGGAGAUUUGCAAGCAAGUCGGCGAUCCGGAUUUGGACGCGAUUGGUGUCCAAAAUCCGCAGCACCGAAGCAAGCUGUUGAAGAGUGUGCGACUGUUGCGCGAGAAGGGCGCGGCGAGUGUGUAUUUUCAGUUGAAUGAUCCCAAAUCACUGCUGUCGGAUAACAGCGACAGUCUCGAGCGGGACAGUUCGCCGUUGAUGUUGAGCGAACUGGAGGCGCUGCUCCAGGAACAACUUAAGGCGGAUGGAGUAUGCUUGACGGCGCAUCCUUAUUCAACACCGGACGGUUCCCGGGGGCACCUGGAAGGCCUAGCGUCCGUCUACUGCGAGAUGCUGAUGGCCCCGUUUGGCGAAGUUCUCUCGGCGUUGGAGGACGCCCGGUUGCGGGCGUGGUCCGAGCGGAGUCCCCACAGUUCUUCCGGUGGAAGUGGAGUGCAUCGGGCUGGCCACCGGGGGAACUCAUGCCACGGUGGUCUGCCCAACAGCCACAGCCAGCCGAUCUACGUGCCCGGGAAGUACUCGCCAUCCAGUUGUCUCUCGGACAAGGAGGAGGACGAAAUUUAUGGCUUCGGCUACGGCGUCUUUGCCCCACGGGUCGCCCGAACGACUUUGCAGCAACAGCAGCAGCAACAACAACAGCCACAAUCCCAGCAACAACAAUCACAAAAUUCCACCAAUGUACCUGCGAACAGUGCUGGCGGACAGCAAAGCUGCCUCAGUCCACGUUCGGCGUAUUUCUACGAAUUUCCACCUACGGACGGUCGCGAGACGAGCAAAAAGCGCACGACGCUGGCGCGACUUUUGAGAGGAUUAAAGACUGUUAAUAGACGUGAUAGAUCAAAUCAAAACAACGGAACCGGCACCGGGGCUGGAGCCGGCGGUACCAACAAUCUGGGCAACAACGCCGCCGGAUCAGCGACGCAGGCACGGCUGCAAAACGAAAGACUGAGACAUUUUCAAAUGAACGGCGGCGGUGGACCUCAGCCAAGUUUCGAGGAAACCAUUCAGAGGCUGAAAAUUCAAGAAGCACUUAGGAAAAAGGAAAAGUUUCAACGGGAGCACGAAGAGAUUCUACGGGACAUUCGCCAAGGAUUGCUGCAGCUGAAUCGAGACUCUCGAGACGACACCUACAUGUACGACGACGCAGUUACCAACGUUAUGCGGAUGCCCCACCAGGGCCACUGGUACGACGAGCCUCCGUACGAGAGCGAUCCGGAUGAUUUCCUCAUGUCCGGAAUGCGACAUGCGGGCCCAUCCGCAACGAUACAAGGCGGACGAGUGUGCUACACCACGAAUGGACGGGAAGGGCAAGGCGUAAUAUCGUUGCGAUCUGCCGGCGACAUAUCGAUCCCCCAGCGAGGUCCCAUCCGGCGGGGACUGAUUGUACCGCAGCAACCUCCAAACCCACCGACCAUCAUUCCGCUCAAGCAUGCCAGAUCGCACGACCGGGAAAGCGGAGACUACGCCGGAUCGAUAUCGGAUCUGCACAGUGUUACCUCACGUCUCAGUCAGGUUUCGAUUGGCACGAAUAAUUGCACUGCCCGCUAUCGCACACUCAGCGGUGGCCUGGGAGAUGAAUCGCCCUCGCCGUCGCCCACGCCGUCCUCCGAGUACGAUGACAUCUUGCUCCAGAAGCAACUGGCGGCUGCCCACCAGCAUCAUCACCAUCAGCUCCAAGUCGGUGAGCACCAUCUUCUGCACCAGAAUGGGGGCAGCGGGGGCAGUUCCGGGAUUGGCAGCCAAAGUGGCCAAAGUGGGACCCUCGGGACGCUCGGCUCCGGGAGUAAUGGCUCCGGGGGCAUCGGCAGCAGUGGCAGCGGAAGCGGCGGCGGCGGAGGAGGAGGACUGGGAAUCGGUGGUGGCAGCGGUAGUACAAAGAAUGGAGUCAACAAUCUUAAGAACCUGAAGGCAGCCAAGAAUCGGAACAAUCUAUCAUCGUCGCUGGCGGCAGCGACGGCGCACAAUAAAAAUUUAACGAUAAGUCAACAAAUAGCUUUAGUACAUCAUUCCAAUGACGCUAGGACAUCACCAAAGGACCAUCUGCUGAACGCCAGCAGUCGAAAUAAUAGGGACUACAGCAACUGCCUCGACAGCAUCAGUGACCAAACCACGUUCCAGCAUUCGGCCAGCUCCGUCGAGAGCCUUCCCAGUGCAUCCGGAUCGAGCACGCAAGCUUUGGUCCGGCCGGGCAGUCCGCACAGUUCGCUCUCGGCGGAAGACCGAACCACGAUGGUUCCAAUUUGCCGGGCGAUAGCCCUAAUCGACAGUAAUCCAAACCCGUACGACAAAGAAGCUUUAAGGUUUAAGAAAGGUGAUAUCAUCGAUGUUCUUUCGAUGAAUGCGUCCGGCGUGUGGCGGGGGUUCGCCAACGGCCGGUUAGGACAUUUCAAAUUCAUUAGCGUGGAAGUGCUGCCGGACCAUCCGGUGAAACCAUACAGCAGCGGGAAACUGCUCAGCCGAAAUCGACUGCCAACAAGUUGUCCCACCAGCGUGGAGGAGCUCUUGCUGCGGAUAGGGCUGAAGGAGUACACUUCUGUCUUCGUGUUAAAUGGGUAUGAAGACUUGGAGUUGUUCAAAGAACUGGAACCGUCCGAUUUAGAUUACUUAGGAAUUGGAAAUACCGAGCAUCGUGCCAAAAUAUUAGCGGCUGUGCAAUUGUUGCAUGACCUUGAUUCAACGUCCGAUGGAGAGGUGGCCGGUUCGAGUUCGGAGAACGACGAAGGCCUCCGGCUGAGCCACAUCAACGGUGGUGGGGGUGGCGGUGGCGGUAGCCAGCAGCAUCACCAGAGUCACCAGACGUCUCCUUUUGGUCGUCGGCACUUCCCUCGCGAUUCGGGCUGCUACGAGGGAUCUCCGGUGCCAUCUUCACAGCAAUCCAACCAUCACCACCUGCACCACAGCAGCCACAGCAACAGCAACAGCAGCAGCAGCAAUCAGGGUGGACAGAACAGCUCGUCGGACAACGAUACGAACAACUUGGACUCGGUGGUGGCUCAGUGUUCGAGUGAGAUUAUGAAACGGGUGGAGGGUGCCCGGCGGUUCAAAACGUCGUCGGAUGGCAGCGGAAAUGGAACGAAAACGAUGAACCGGGCCACCAAGAAGGGUGGAUUACUGGGCGGCGGUGGCGGAAAUGGUGGGGUUGUGGUGAGUGGAGAUGAUAUGACGAUACGAAGCAGUGGGGGCAGCAGCGGUGGGGGAGCGUUGAGUGAGAAGUCAAGUGACUCUGGAGUGAGCAGCAGCAGUCUGUCGUCGGGGCCGAUUAAGAACAACCUUUAGCGGAGUUUACUGCUGGCGGGUGAGGGAUGAGUGUGCGCGUGGCGGAGAUUCGGUGCGGACGAGGAGCUGGAUUUGGAUGAGCGGGAUGAGACAGAGGCCUAUAGGUAGGUAGGGUCGGUGGAAGCAGGAGGUUAGACUUAGAAUGCAUUUUAUCUGUUAAGCACACUGCCAAAUAAUGUGACGAAUGGAAAUAGAUUAAAAGGGUUUUAAUUUA